CCUUUCGAUAUAGCUAAAAAGCUCAAGCGGUCGUGGGUGGAGGUUCAAAAAAUUAAAAGUAGAUGGAGGGCACAGAAGCGCAAGGAGGGGCUCACGACUACUCGACCGGCCGUCAAUCUGAGGCCCAAAGAGGAACAAGACGUAGAGGCACCGGCAAGCCGGGGAAGAAGAUCCAUCAGGAACAGAAGGGAUAAUGCGACUGACAAUGACAAGGAAACGAAAAAGCUAACCCUUCGCGAGCUGCAAGUCCUAGCAUACUCCAAGUCCUCCCUGCACACUUACAGAUCGGGUGCAUCGCGACGACAAGAUGACACCCGCGGACGAGGACGAGGUUUGCAACGGGAUUGGCGGGGUCGUGGACAGCCCGACAUGCGGCUGCGCAUGAAUGCAAUGCUGGAGAAAAUCAAGAAGGAUUUUGCAUGA
Molecule: messenger RNA, 423 nt
Organism: Phanerochaete carnosa HHB-10118-sp
Lineage: Eukaryota; Fungi; Basidiomycota; Agaricomycetes; Polyporales; Phanerochaetaceae
Exons: 2
Source: RefSeq, a predicted model, not a curated record